AUGUCGAAGAAAGAGGAUGAUCCUUCCAUUGCUUCUCAACCCCUUAAUUCACAUAGUGAUAUGUCUCUUGAAGUUUCAUAUGAUUUGCAGCUCGCUCUUCUACUUCAAGCUUCUGCUGAAAUGUUUUCCAAGAGACACUAUGAACGUGCCACGGAGUUACUAAGCUUGUGUAAUCUGUCUGCUUCUCCAACAGGUACUCCGGUUCAAAGAGUAGUUUACUGCUAUAGUGAAGCUCAGCGAGAGAGGAUCAAUAAGGAGAAAAAAUCGAUAACAGGAUUACAACUAGAUAGACUUGUAGAUUUUGAAGUGAAACCAAUUGGCGUUGAAGAGCUUUCCUUGUGUCCAAAGCCUCAUGUAAUUGCAUGUUAUCACGCACUUCCUUUUUACCAAGUCGCUCAGUUUGCUUGUAUUGAAGCCAUUUUGGAUAAUGGUAAGUCAGAAAGACGACUUCAUUUGAUUGAUUUUGGAAUCAGAAGUGGAGCUCAUUGGACAAUCCUUAUGCAAGCUCUUGCGAAUCGAGGUGAUUGUCCACUUGAUCUUCUCAAGAUAACCGCUAUUGGGACAUAUAAACAAGUGGUUGAUCAAACAGGCAAAAGAUUGUCAUCUUUUGCUGCUGAAAACAUGAAUUGUCCCUUUUUCUUUAAUGCAGUGGUGUCAGAAAUGAAGGACCUGAGUAAAGAUCUCUUUGAGUUAGAUACUAAUGAAGUUGUGGAAGUUUACUCAGAGUAUGUUCUUGGAGGCAUGUUAGCAUGGCCUAAUCACCUUGAAGUUGUUCUAAGAUUCAUUGAAAGCCUCAAUCCUUGUGUAAUAAUGGUCAUCGAAACUGAGGCAAACAUUAACAAGCCAAUAUUUAUGGAUCGAUUUAAUGAAUCAGUGUUUCUGUAUGCUACACUCUUUGAUUGUUUGGAGACAUUCAUGGGCCCAGACAAUCAGCACAGGAUGGAAUUUGAAAGACUGGAAACAGAAUUGAGUGAAUCAUCCUUGUACCAGGCAAAUCUAAUGGUCGAUCGAUCUGCUCAUGGCUUUUGCACUCUGGAUAUGGAUGGAAAUUGCCUUACUAUUAAAUGGAAAGGAACUCCAAUAGUAUUUGCUUCAGCCUGGAAGUUUGUCCAUGAUUGA
Molecule: messenger RNA, 1119 nt
Organism: Solanum pennellii
Lineage: Eukaryota; Viridiplantae; Streptophyta; Magnoliopsida; Solanales; Solanaceae
Product: DELLA protein RGL2-like
Exons: 2
Coding region: 1-1119 (372 amino acids)
Biological process (GO): regulation of DNA-templated transcription
Cellular component (GO): nucleus
Molecular function (GO): sequence-specific DNA binding; DNA-binding transcription factor activity
Source: RefSeq, a predicted model, not a curated record